This is a messenger RNA of Metarhizium robertsii ARSEF 23, 609 nucleotides long. RefSeq names its product Transcription factor, MADS-box. The coding region runs from base 1 to 609 and encodes 202 amino acids. NCBI's taxonomy places the organism in Eukaryota, Fungi, Ascomycota, Sordariomycetes, Hypocreales, Clavicipitaceae. The record is from RefSeq and is a predicted model, not a curated record. Gene Ontology annotation, molecular function: RNA polymerase II cis-regulatory region sequence-specific DNA binding; protein dimerization activity; DNA-binding transcription factor activity, RNA polymerase II-specific. Gene Ontology annotation, biological process: regulation of transcription by RNA polymerase II. The transcript has a single exon.
AUGGGCAGAAGAAAGAUCGAAAUUAAGAAAGUCGAAAACUUGAGAAACCGCAAUGCUACGUUCAAAAAGAGGAGGCAGGGAAUUCUGAAGAAGGCACAUGAGCUGGCUGUCUUGACAGACACCAAGGUGACUCUGUCCAUCAAGAACGGGGACGCUCUCGAGAACCAUGUUUUCAACGAGCAGCUACAAUCCCUCCCGACAAGCGCAAUCGCGGUCGGUGGCAGCACCACGCCUGCGCCGACGGCGGAAGCGGUAGACAGUCCUCCGCUAGAUGACGAUGUCAUAGAGGAUGUUGUAGUCGCACGGCCUCCUCCAGAACCGUCUCCGCACUGGCACCUCGAUUCAGCAGAUGCGAGCUUUGGUUGUGAUCAAAUCAUAGACUCCAUAUUGGAUCCCCUAGCCUUGAGUGCAACGAACCAGCUUGGCAUGUAUAACCCAGGAUUCAAUAACUUUAACGCGUCGAGGACCGCGCUGGAAAUAUUUAGCCAUCCGCUACUUUCAGAUUCGCCAAAUGAGUCUUUCCUAGGCGUGGAGGCUCAUGACGAUUGUAACUGGCUGAUGCCGUUGUUGGAAAUUAACCCGGGCUUCGCCAGCCCUGUGAUGGCAUAG